Pseudoliparis swirei is the source of this 1315-nucleotide messenger RNA. RefSeq names its product THO complex 6 (gene thoc6). The record is from RefSeq and is a predicted model, not a curated record. Gene Ontology annotation, molecular function: protein binding. The transcript has 13 exons. Bases 85 to 1071 code for a protein of 328 amino acids. NCBI's taxonomy places the organism in Eukaryota, Metazoa, Chordata, Actinopteri, Perciformes, Liparidae. Gene Ontology annotation, cellular component: THO complex; transcription export complex. Gene Ontology annotation, biological process: mRNA export from nucleus.
UGCGUCCCUCUUGCUCCUCGCGCGGCUCGGGAUCGUUCUCUCUUCUUACCGACGGUUCUCCCGGUAGCUCCGGUUCGCAGCAGCAUGGGCCCCGUCGAGCGCCUCCACAUGUCGGUGUUCUCCCAGAGCUUCUCCCCCUGUGGGCGCUUCCUGGCAGCAGGAAACAACUACGGAGAGAUCGCCGUGUUCAGCCUGUCUGCGGCGCUGAGCCCCGACGCCACGCCGCUGAGCCAGAAGCCGGUCCUCAGGUUCACAGCCCAUGAGGGUCCCGUGUACUCGAUGCUCUCCACUGACUGCCAGCUGCUCAGCUCGGGGAACGGAGAGAUCAGCUGCUGGAGCUGGAGCGAGCUCAUCAAGAAGAACGUUAAAUCUUUGUGGACAAAAAGACCAAAAUACAAGUCCAGUCUGGAGAUCCCUGAGAUCAACUCCAUGUCCAUGAACCUCAGAGACAACAGUCUGGUCUUUGGCGGAGGAGACAACAACGUCCACAUCCUGGACCUGGAGCAUGGAGUCUUCAAGUCCGUCCUGCAGGGCCACACGGACUACAUCCACUGCGUGAGCGUGAGGGACCGCGAGGCCGAGAUCCUGUCGGGGGGCGAGGACGGCGCCGUGAGGAUGUGGGUUCUAUUCUCUGCAGACAGCAGAACCGGUCAGUCUGUUCACUGCAUUGAGAUCCACAAAUACGAGAGUUGUGCUCGUCCUCAGUUUGGUAAAUGGAUCAGCUGUUUGACCACCGACUCUGACUGGAUGCUGUGUGGUGGAGGUCCGUCUCUGUCUCUGUGGCAUCUCCGCUCUCUGUCUCCGACCUCCGUCUUCCCUCUGAAGGGCGUCCAGAGACAGACCUCCUUCUACCAGGACAUGAUCCUGGCGGUGGGUGAGGGCCCCUCUGUGUCUCACUGUCUGCUGGGUGGGGAGGUGAAGGCUCAGAUCCCGUGUUCUCCUCAGAGCCUCAACACGCUGCAGCUCAACACCAGCAGCACGGAGCACCGGGUCCUCACAGUCGGCGGUAGCAGCGACCUCAUCGACGUGUUCACCAACCUGUCCUACAGGACCUUCUCCCUCAGCUUCUGAUGCACACACACACAGAGACACACAUAUAGAGAGACACACACACACACACAGACAGACCCACACACACAGACAUAGAGACAGACACACACACAUACAGACACACACACACAGAGACAUAGACAGACACAUACACACACACACACAGAGACAUACACAUACACACACAGAGACACACUCUCUAAAUGAAUAACUUUUGUAUAAUUUAUUCUGACGGAAAUAAAAUAUUUUUGUUGUUUUAUACAAA